Messenger RNA from Anthostomella pinea, 672 nucleotides. Lineage: Eukaryota; Fungi; Ascomycota; Sordariomycetes; Xylariales; Xylariaceae. The record is from the annotation of a GenBank genome assembly.
AUGGCCCUCGACGAAGCACACAAGGACCGGCUGAAGGCACACAUGAACAAAGAGCACGCGCCCGAGCUGCAGCAGUACCUCCGCGCCUUCAACGGCCUCUCGACCUCGGCCUCGGCGCGCCCGCAGCUCACGGGCCUGACCCUCGACUUCCUGACCAUCGCCUCUGCCUCCGGCACGCACACCGUCCCCAUCGCCCCGCCGAUGUCCUCCCUCGCCGACGCCCGCGUCCGCUUCGUCGACAUGGCGCAGCGCGCGCACGCCCAGCUCGGCCUCAGCGACAUCGGCAUCGAGUCGUUCACGCGCCCGCGCGGGCUCGGCGUCGUGUCGUUCGUCGGCGUGAGCUUCUACUUCGUGUGCGCGGCGGCGACGCUGGGGUUUGGGCUCGUGCGUCCCGGAACGGCUGUGUGGGAGCUGCUCGAUGCGGGGUUCCCGUACGGCGGUGACGGCUUCGUGUGGUUGGUCAAGGCUAUCUUCGUGCCGGUGCUGGCGAUACACCUCACGGAGGCGUGGUGGCUGGCGCGGACGCGGCUUGCGAAGCAUGGGGUCGAGACGGGGAGCAAGCUGUGGUGGACCUGGGUUGCUGAUACGUUCCUGGAGGGAUAUCCGGCCAUGAUGAGAUUCGACAGCAUGGUUGCGGAGGAGAGGCGGAGAAGGGAGAGUGCGAAGCAUUAG